AUGUUUGGAACAAAUCAUACUAUGUUUAUAUCAUAUCCAUUUGAUUAUUCAUUUUCAAAUUCUUCUUAUUCAUCAUCAUCACCAAUGUUUAUUUCAAUAUUUAUUGGAAUUAUUCUUUUUACAAUAACUAUUUGGACUAUAUUUGGAAAUAUUUUAGUUAUUAUUGCAUUUAUUAUUGAUAAACAAAUUCGACAAGGUGGAAUGUCAAAUUAUUUAAUUAUUAAUUUAGCUAUUAGUGAUCUUUUAUUGGGUAUUGCUGUUUUACCAUUUUCAGCAUCAUAUUCAACAUUUGGUAUUUGGUAUUUUGGAAAAUUUCUUUGUGAAAUAUGGUUAGCUAUUGAUGUUCUUUGUUCAACAGCAUCUAUUUGGGGUUUAUUAAUGAUUGCAUUUGAUCGAUAUAUAGCAACAAAUUAUCCAAUUCGUUAUUGUCAUCAUCGUCAAUCAAUACGUUUAGCAUUAAUUUAUAUAUGGAUUGCAUGGUUUGUCUCAAUAGCAAUAUGUUUAUUACCAACAUUAUUUUUUGAGAAAAAAAAAGAAAUUUUUUUGGAAUCUGAAAAUCGAACAAUUUAUGUAUCACCAACUAAAUAUACAUCAUCAAAUCGUCAAUGUGAAUUAUAUAAAGAUUUAAAUUUUGUUUUAACAAGUUCUUUACUUUCAUUUUAUAUUCCAUUAAUUAUUAUGAUUUUUUUAUAUGCAAAAGUCUUAUAUGCAAUUAGACAACAAUCAUUAAAGUUAAAGAAAAAACCAUUAUCAUCAACACCAACAACAGUAACAACUGUUUUACUCAAUAAAAAUAAUCGAACAACAACAAAAUUUGAUGAAAUUAAAAAAGCAAGAACUUCAUCAGCAUACUUUCAUGAACCGUCCAAAACCUCGUCAACAGUUCAAUGUUAUGUUAAUUCAAUAAAGAAAACAAAUGUGAAAAGAUCGAAUCAUCAUCGAUCAUUUAUUGUUAAUUGUUCAUAUUCGAAAUUAUUUCGUAAACAAAAUAGAUCUCAAAGUUUUUUUCAAAGUUCAUUAACAAAUGAUGACAUACCUCACUGUGAUCAACAUCAAUUAGGACGUCGAGAAAUAACAGCUGAAGCUCGUAUUACUCGUUCAUUAGCUGUUGUUAUUGGUUGUUUCAUAUGCUGUUGGUUACCAUUCUUUACUUUAUAUAUAAUUCGAGCUGUAUGUCUUUGUUUAAGUUUCAAUGCUAUUGAAUUUUUUGUUUGGUUGGGAUAUUCAAAUUCAUCAAUUAAUCCUGUACUUUAUGCCAUUUUAAACAAAAACUUUCGUUUAGCAUUUAAGAAUAUUUUUAUUUCGGUAAAAAAAAUUCUUUUUGUAUAA
Rotaria sp. Silwood2 is the source of this 1329-nucleotide messenger RNA. The record is from the annotation of a GenBank genome assembly. Lineage: Eukaryota; Metazoa; Rotifera; Eurotatoria; Philodinida; Philodinidae.